Trichobilharzia szidati is the source of this 885-nucleotide messenger RNA. Lineage: Eukaryota; Metazoa; Platyhelminthes; Trematoda; Strigeidida; Schistosomatidae. The record is from the annotation of a GenBank genome assembly.
GGAGAAUAUAGCCCAACAGAAGAGAUUACGAAGUGGUUUAGAAAAAUUACACGAAACUGGUAUACAAAUAGAACACUUGAAUGCUAAACUUGCUAUACAAAAAGUUAUUUUGGAAGAGAAAACAGUCUCAUGUGAAGCACUUAUGGUAGAGAUUAAUGAAUCAACUAUAAUUGCUACAGAAAAAAAGAAACAAGCUGAAGAAAAAUCUGUUGAACUGGCUGAACAAGCACAAAUAAUUAAUGUUGAAAAGGCUGAAGCUGAAGAAGUCUUAGCUGAAGCUUUACCAGCAGUUGAAGCAGCUCGUGCUGCACUUGAUGAACUGGAGAAAAAUGAUGUUACCGAAAUUCGAGCAUUUGCUACACCGCCUAAACCUGUACAAUUUGUUGGUGAAGCACUUUGUCAUGUUUUACAAUCUGGUGAAAUUAGUUGGAAAGCUGCACGAGGUUUAAUGGCUGAUGCUAAUUUCAUUGGUACACUACAACAAAUGGAUGUUGAACAGAUACCAGUGAAAAAUAUAACUGCUAUAAAAGAUUUAAUUGUUAAACGAAAAUUCACCUAUGAAGAUGUCAAGUUAGCCAGUAAAGCUGGUGGAGGAAUUUAUAAAUUCAUUUUAGCUGUUGUCACAUUUCAUGAUGCUUGCAGAGAGAUUCGUCCGAAAAGAGAACGUGUCAAAGCCUUGGAACGUGAUUAUAAUAAGGCUAAAAAAGAUUUACAAAAAUUACAAGAUGAAGUAACUAACUUGGAGAAUAUGCUGAUAUCAUUAAGGCGUCAGUUUGAUUCAGCUCAAACAGAAAUGGAGAAUUUAACGAAUACAAUGAAUAUUAUGAAGCGUCAAUUGUUAGCUGCACAGAAAUUGACAGAUGGAUUGGGGUCUGAGAAAGAACG